Molecule: messenger RNA, 1192 nt
Organism: Nerophis lumbriciformis (worm pipefish)
Lineage: Eukaryota; Metazoa; Chordata; Actinopteri; Syngnathiformes; Syngnathidae
Gene: sec22ba
Product: SEC22 homolog B, vesicle trafficking protein a
Biological process (GO): retrograde vesicle-mediated transport, Golgi to endoplasmic reticulum; endoplasmic reticulum to Golgi vesicle-mediated transport
Molecular function (GO): SNAP receptor activity
Source: RefSeq, a predicted model, not a curated record
CAGGACUGGAAAAAUCCAGUACCGAUUUGACGCCGGCUUUAGUUGCAACACGGAUCUAUUUCACCGGCGCACUGCUGCGCUCACUUCCGUCCACCUCAUUCUUUCCGUAUCAGCAAACUUGACAGAGAGAGAAAAAAACCAAAACAGUUUCUAAAGUAGUACGUCUCCGACUCAAAAGUUGUAUUUUGAGGCACCAGAAAGAUGAUUUUGCUCACAAUGAUCGCCCGAGUGGCCGACGGACUUCCGCUUGCCGCCUCCAUGCAAGAGAAUGACCAGUCUGGAAGAGACUUCCAGCAGUACCAGAACCAAGCCAAACAGCUGUGCCGUAAACUAAAUGCUCAGAGUCCAGAGCGCUGCACAGUGGAAGCAAGGGACAUGAGUUUUCAUUAUUUAAUAGCAGAAGGUGUUUGCUACCUGUCCCUCUGUGAGCCUUCAUUCCCCAAGAAAAUAGUGUUUGCAUACCUGGAGGACCUCCACAGUGAGUUCUUUGACCAGUAUGGACGGAAAGUUCCAACAGUGACGAGGCCUUACUCCUUCAUUGAGUUUGAUACAUAUAUGCAGAAAACAAAAAAAACAUACAUUGACAGCAGGGCCAGGAGGAACUUGGGCAGUAUCAACACAGAGCUACAGGAUGUUCAGAAAAUUAUGGUGGCCAAUAUUGAGGAGGUUCUGCAACGAGGAGAAGCACUUUCUGUUUUAGACACAAAAGCCAGCAACCUGUCCACCCUGUCCAAGAAGUACGGCAGUGACGCAAAGUAUCUCAACACCCGCUCCACGUACGCCAAACUGGCUGCCGGGGCGGUCUUCUUUAUCACGCUCAUCAUUUACGUGCGCUUCUGGUGGCUCUGAUGGGACGCAUCAUGGGAUUUCACAGCGGAUCAUGUCAACUGAUUACCACUGUGCCUUAACAGGUGAUGUGUGUGCAUGCGCGCGUUUCUACAAAGAGAUUGUGCUAUGGACGCUUGAGGAUGAACUGAGCAGCUGGGUGGCAUAGAUGGACGUGUGGCUGUGGAAGCAGGCUUGACUGUGUGGUGUGUUCAAGGAGUUGGGUGUUGACUUGUGUUUACAUGUUUUCGGGAGAUCGGUUUCACCACAUGGAAGAAAUUAUCCAAGUUUAAUGUCUUAAAAAAUAUACUUUCAAAAUGUUUAAAGGGUAAUACUUGUCUUUUUGUGGAUUAAAUACUUAUCAAAA